AUGCCUCUCCUUAUGCAGACAGGGAAGCCCAGGGUCAUCCUGGGCUUGAUGACCUUCGGUCCAGAUUCAUCGGCUGGAGCUCGUAUCACGUCUCUGGAUGAGUACAACAGGUGUCUCGACUAUUUCCAAUCCCAAGGCUACAACGAGGUGGAUACGGCGCGAACAUAUAUUGGAGGCAAGCAAGAAGCUUUCUCAGCAGAAGCACGCUGGAAAGAACGAGGCUUGACUUUGGCUACGAAAUGCUACCCUAAAGAGCCUGGGAUCCACAAAGCUACCGUUAUCAAAGAGCAACUUGCCUUCUCCUUGACAGAGCUGAAGACGGAUUGUGUGGACAUCUUCUAUUUACAUGCCGCGGAUCGCUCCGUGCCUUUCGAGGAGACUUUGGAGGCAGUCAAUGAGAUGCACAAAGAGGGAAAGUUUGUGCAACUUGGGUUGAGCAAUUUUACGGCUUUUGAGGUUGCGGAGGUCGUUAUUAUGUGCAAGGAAAGGGGUUGGGUCCGGCCGACGAUCUACCAGGGAAUGUACAAUUGCAUAACUCGUUCGCUGGAGCAAGAGCUCAUACCAGCCUGCCACCGCUAUGGCAUUGAUGUGGUCAUUUACAACCCUUUAGCAGGCGGUCUUUUCUCUGGCAAGAUCAAAAGCGCUGAAGUCCCUCCAGAUGGUCGUUUCAGUGAUACAGCCAAAUCAGGGGAGAAUUACCGGAAGAGAUACUUUAAAGACGCCACCUUUGAUGCCCUUCGCCUGAUUGAGCCCGUCGCUCAAAAGCACAACCUAACGAUGGUAGAGAUAGCACUCCGCUGGUGUACUCAUCACUCUGCUCUCAAAAUGCAAAAGGGAGGACGGGAUGGGGUGAUCGUCGGUGUGAGUAGCUUUGGCCAACUCGAAAGCAAUCUUAAAGACCUGGAGAAAGGGCCACUACCGGAUGACGUGCUGAAAGCAUUGGAUGAAGCAUGGUUGAUUGCUAAGCCUACGACGCCAAACUACUGGCAUCUGGAUCUGGAGUACAAGUACGACACGCAAGCAGCCCUAUUCAAGCCGAGGUCAAAGAGCUGA
Messenger RNA from Letharia columbiana, 1053 nucleotides. RefSeq lists its product as uncharacterized. NCBI's taxonomy places the organism in Eukaryota, Fungi, Ascomycota, Lecanoromycetes, Lecanorales, Parmeliaceae. The transcript has 3 exons. The record is from RefSeq and is a predicted model, not a curated record. Bases 1 to 1053 code for a protein of 350 amino acids.